Messenger RNA from Durio zibethinus, 1194 nucleotides. Its product is annotated as protein HHL1, chloroplastic-like. NCBI's taxonomy places the organism in Eukaryota, Viridiplantae, Streptophyta, Magnoliopsida, Malvales, Malvaceae. The record is from RefSeq and is a predicted model, not a curated record.
UACCAGUUGAACGUGAAACGCCACGUGUCUGGAGGAUAUUCUGUAGACCUCUCCCCUACUCUUUUUUCCUCAGAAAUUCUGAGAGCGUGGAUAAGACCCACUCCACAAAUAAUCUCAUCCCGAGUUCCAGAAAAUAGCAGCGAGCAGUUGCAAAGGGAAAGAAACUUUUAGAAGAUAAUAAAAAGACAAAAAAAAAUAUAUAGAAAACACAGUUUUGUUUGUCAAAAAAUGGAGGUGGGUAUGUCGCUAAAUGCGCUGGUGAGGCUACCUCUAUCGAGUACUUCAAGAACCCACCACGAAGCAGUCGGUGGAUUGGUGAAGCACUCGCUGUUCAGUUCCAGAACCACGACGUGGCAGCAGCAGAGUAAGAGACAGCAACAGAGACGAGGGAUGCUGGUGGUAGAAGCCAAAGGGAAGAAAGGAAUGGCAGCUCGUCAGUUUCGAAGGCCUCCACCUCCUCCUUUGCCUACGAUCGAAGACGAUGGCAACCCUCGCUUUGUCAUCUUCAUCCGCAUGGCCAAUGUUAAUCUAUGGUAUCCACUUAGUCUUGUAACAGGUGGCACCACAGCCAAAAUCAUGGUCGCAGCAAAGGACAAUUUCCUUGGAAAAUACAUCUACAAAGAUACGCUUGCUAGAAAUCUCGCAGCAGUUAUUUACAGAGAUGAGAAGGAGAUACAAAAGACAGCAUUUAAACAAUUCCGUGUGUUGCGAUCUGCAACUGAGUUCAGAUAUGGCUACAAACUUGUUGAAAAUGGUAAUGUGAGAGCUGCGCUCGCUACCAACAAUGUUAUUGAGCUUCCAACACAAGACCAGCUUAAAACAGUGCUUGAUAAAGUGAAAGACUUCUUUGGCGAUGCAAAAGAGUCUUUUGGGAAGAUAACAGCGCUAGACUCUUCCACACCUGAGGAGUCAGAGGAAAAAUCCACAGAAAAGGCCAAGGUUAAAGGUUGAGGAUAGACUAGCCAUUUGGUUGUCAUAGUCAUUGGUCCUGGAAUUGGAUGCUUCAUGUGCUCCAGGAAUGUUUCAAGCACAAAAAUUCUGCUGCAAAGUUUUGUUCAUGAUUAUAUGUUUAUUUACCACAAAUGUUCUGUCAGUAAGUUUAAGUGCCAAUCGCAGAUUUUGCGCAUAUAUCAAAUAUUUGUUUUGAAUUACCACAAUAUGAAAUGAAAUCUAUAGUGGGCACUGGAAACAUUA